AUGGUAUUUCCUUGUAUCGAACCCUCCACUGGAGGAGAGCUCUGUUUUAUCUCAUCUACCCACGGUGACCUCCGAGCCUCUUGCAAUCCUUUUGGAAAGGUGACCAUGCAGCGUGCGUGGAAAGGUUGGGAGGUUUGGAGAUUUGUCAGUUCGGCGGAUCGAAGUGAUGGAUCCUUCUUCAUUUCCUCGUGGACUCACUCUCAGUUCUACUUGUCGUCCCAUCCGGGAGGAAAUGUCUUCAGCUCAAAGGAUGAAAAAAACAUGGAGCUGUGGAAGGUAGAGAAAGUAGGCAGUGCAAGUGGAAAUGCUGUUCUUCUUCGUUCGCUGAAGCAUGGUCGUUUGUUACUAUGCCAAGAUGGGCACUUGUCCACUGUCGAGGGUUCGUCAUGUGGAUCACCGGAUAGGUGCCUAUGGAAUAUCGAAACUGCAAAUCUGGGAAACUUCUUUCUUCAUUGCAACGAGAAGGACAAACAGAUUGGAUGUCCGAAGAGCGUCGACGAGACACCUCUCUUGACGGAGCAUCGGAAAGAUUGGGAAGUAUGGCGUUUGUACCUUCGAUGCGAAAACAAACAACUUUGCCUUGCAGCAGAACCAGGUUCUGAAACAUGGUCCUUGGUGAAUCAUGAAGGAUUGAUUGCAAUUGUUUCCUCAUCCGGAGGAUAUUUGGCUUGUUGUUCUGAAGGUCGCUUCUUCAUUGCCAACGAGCUGGGUGAUACGCCGCCUUGUACCUCAUGGAGGCUUGAGCCUAAAAUGCCGAGUACCCUCAGCGGCAAACAAAUUGGUGGUCUAGUUGGAGGAGGUAUUCUGACAUUGGGUCUAGGUAUUGCCAUGCCCUUUGCCAUUGUUGGCGCUAUCACUGGCAUGGGAUUCACAACUGGUGGAAUUGCUGCAGGCAGUGCAGCCGCCGGUAUGAUGUCCGCUGAGGCUAUUAGUUUGGGCGGAGCCGUUGCAGCUGGUGGGACAGUGGCGACACUUCAAUCUAUUGGAGCAGUCGGAUUGGGAAUGGCGGGAACCGCAGCCGCAGUGUCUGGUGGAGCCUUGGUCGGCGCUGGAGUUUCUGCAUCGGCGCUUGGUGCUAGCGGCAUUAUGAACAAUGAAGCGUCUUCUGAGGCUGGUGUUGCUGCUUCCGACAAUUUGGUGGAUGCAGCAUAA
Messenger RNA from Cylindrotheca closterium, 1152 nucleotides. The record is from the annotation of a GenBank genome assembly. NCBI's taxonomy places the organism in Eukaryota, Bacillariophyta, Bacillariophyceae, Bacillariales, Bacillariaceae.